Aegilops tauschii subsp. strangulata is the source of this 486-nucleotide messenger RNA. RefSeq lists its product as uncharacterized. NCBI's taxonomy places the organism in Eukaryota, Viridiplantae, Streptophyta, Magnoliopsida, Poales, Poaceae. The record is from RefSeq and is a predicted model, not a curated record.
AUGCAUGCAGAGACACCUCCACCUACGCCGCCCGCACUUGCAGCUCUACCGCCGCGCGCUGUACCUGUAGCUCCCCCCAAAAACCUGCACCGCAUGCGUACGCGCGCCAAGUCUGGCUUCGUUCAACCCCGCAAGCUCAUGGCAGUCUCCAUGCCUUCUCCUGCCAACUCCCCCAUCCCUGCCAACUAUAAAAUCGCACUACGAGAUCCUAACUGGUACAAUGCCAUGCUUGAGGAGUACAAUUCUUUGGUGCAAAACAAGACAUGGUCCUUGGUUUCUUGUCCUGCAGGUGUAAACUUGGUGUCGGGGAAGUGGAUCUUUCGCCACAAACUACAUCCGGACGGGUCCCUCGCUCGCUACAAGGCCCGUUGGGCGUUGCGCGGCUUCACACAGCAACCCGGGGUGGACUACGGCGAAACCUUCAGCCCGGUUGUGAAGUCGGCCACCAUACGCGUCAUCUUGAGCCUCGCCGUCAGCAACAACUAG